CGCGUCUAGGCCCCGCCCCAAUCGCGACGGCUGCGACGCUGCCGGGUUUCCCGGGCUGCGGCGGGCUAUGGCGGCGGUGCUGGACGCGCUGUGGGAGGACCGGGACGUGCGCUUCGACAUCUCCGCGCAGCAAAUGAAAAUGAGACCAGGAGAGGUCCUUAUUGACUGUUUGGAUUCUAUUGAAGAUACCAAAGGAAACAAUGGAGAUAGAGGCAGACUUCUAGUGACAAAUUUACGAAUUAUUUGGCAUUCAUUGGCUUUACCUAGAGUCAACCUCUCUGUUGGUUACAACUGCAUAAUAAAUAUAACUACAAGAACUGCUAACUCAAAAUUACGAGGCCAGACUGAAGCUCUUUAUAUAUUAACUAAAUGUAACAAUACACGAUUUGAGUUCAUAUUCACCAAUGUGGUUCCUGGGAGUCCCAGACUCUUCACUUCAGUCAUUGCCGUACACAGAGCUUAUGAAACUUCUAAAAUGUACCGUGAUCUUAAGCUAAGAAGUGCAUUGAUUCAAAACAAGCAGCUGAGAUUAUUACCUCAAGAACAAGUAUAUGACAAAAUCAAUGGAGUCUGGAAUUUAUCUAGUGAUCAGGGAAAUCUGGGGACAUUUUUUAUUACUAACGUGAGAAUAGUUUGGCAUGCAAAUAUGAAUGACAGCUUUAAUGUCAGUAUACCAUAUCUGCAAAUUCGUUCAAUAAAAAUUAGAGAUUCAAAGUUUGGCUUGGCACUGGUCUUGGAAAGCUCUCAGCAGAGUGGAGGUUACGUACUUGGUUUUAAAAUAGACCCCGUGGAGAAACUACAGGAAGCAGUAAAAGAAAUAAAUACACUGCACAGAGUUUACUCAGCUAACCCUAUAUUUGGAGUGGAUUAUGAAAUGGAAGAAAAGCCCCAGCCUCUUGAAGACCUGACAGUGGAACAGGUUCAGGAUGAUGUGGAAAUAGAAUCUGAUGAACAGACAGAUGCUUUUGUGGCUUACUUUGCUGAUGGUAACAAGCAACAAGAUCGGGAACCUGUAUUUUCAGAAGAAUUGGGACUUGCAAUAGAAAAAUUGAAGGAUGGUUUCACUCUGCAAGGACUCUGGGAAGUAAUGGGUUGAUUUCAAUAAAGCAUUGAAAACAUGUAUUAGUCAUUAUGUUCCCAGCAGAUGUUUAUCUUAUCAUAUUGAAACUAUUUUAGUAACAUCAAAUGUAUCAAAGAGAGGGAACAGUAAAUAUACUAUGUAGUCAGGUUUGUUUUUUUAAAGGAAUAGUAGAAACAGAUUAUAUGUUUGUAAUAUAAUUUUAUUUAUUGUUUUGUUUUCAUUUGUGCAGUUUUUGUUUCAUUUAAAUUAUUCACUUGUUUAUACAAAAUAAAUGUACUCAUCCAUAAUAUGUGCAUCCAAAUAAUAUUUCCGUAGGCUCUUUCAUCAUACGUUCUUAAUGUUAGUUAAGAGAAUAACAAGUGAGAGGUUUUAUUACUGAGUGUAAAAUACUGUAUUGAGAUGGAAUAGUUGCAUCAUUUUCAUAGUAUACUGAUAACAUUUUGACAAAAUACUAAUAUUAUUGCACGUAUCUGUUAGCUUUCAUAUCAUAGAACUUAAUAGAGUAUGUACCAGACAUCAUGCCUGGUACAUGUUCUUAUCUAAAUAUUCCAAGACAGGGUUUGUUCGUUCGUUUUUUGUCAAAAUACUGAUAUGUUUAUUGGCUUUUGUUUUUAAGCAGGAUAAUCUGGAAAGAAUCAUGUACUACAUUGCUUUUGCAUCUGACACAUCAGACAUUUAAACUGUUAUGUAUUCCAUGCAGAGAAAUGAGUCAUUUAUUGUUUAAAAGGGAGAUGCAGCUGUUAUGUUUUCUAGUGAGAUAAGACCUUAUGUACUAUUUUCUAAAAAUGGAAAAAGUCAAAUGAGCUAUCCUUUCAGCUGUUGUUUUAGCAGCUGACUGCACCAGUGACUUAACUGUGGUACGGAAAGGAAGAAAAGCCUGUUAAAUAUUGUAAAAAUGUUCCUAAGUAAUAUUGAAUUCAUUUAUUUUUAAAGAUUUUAAUAAGCUUUAAAAACAUUCUGUCAAGCAGCAAACACUGAAUUGUAAAGUAGUAUGCAAACUUGUACUAUACCAUUGGUGUUAAUUAGUGUUUUGCCAUUGAUUUCUAUGACAAGGUCACAAUCCCUUUGACAUAUAAAUUGUUCAACUUCUAUGUAACUAGGUUUAAUAAAGACCUAAGCAGUCCUUGUUUUAA
Molecule: messenger RNA, 2214 nt
Organism: Alligator mississippiensis (American alligator)
Lineage: Eukaryota; Metazoa; Chordata; Crocodylia; Alligatoridae
Gene: BBS5
Product: Bardet-Biedl syndrome 5
Exons: 12
Coding region: 68-1096 (342 amino acids)
Biological process (GO): intracellular transport; cilium assembly
Cellular component (GO): ciliary basal body; BBSome
Molecular function (GO): phosphatidylinositol-3-phosphate binding
Source: RefSeq, a predicted model, not a curated record